Molecule: messenger RNA, 990 nt
Organism: Spizellomyces punctatus DAOM BR117
Lineage: Eukaryota; Fungi; Chytridiomycota; Chytridiomycetes; Spizellomycetales; Spizellomycetaceae
Exons: 2
Coding region: 53-583 (176 amino acids)
Source: RefSeq, a predicted model, not a curated record
UACCUCACAGUAUCAUUCUCGUAGCCGCCGAUUACGGCUGGCACUGUUUAUCAUGGUUGCCCUAAAUGGUUACAUUGUAGCUGCAUUAGCGCUAUUCGCUGCGUCACUGACGGAAGCGGCAGCUGUUCCUCGUUCUGCUCCAUGGUCAUCAUCGUUAUCGACAAAGGUGCUGAUCAAACGAGGUACAAAGCAAGAACAGGUUAUUGAAAAACCCAACUUUUACGCUCUGAGUGGAGGCCCAGGAUCCGUCAAGUACGCUGUCCCCCCUCCUCCAGUGGAAGAACCCCGCCCACAUACGAACCAACGUGCCGAAUUCCAACACGCGUCCGUCGCCCAGCCGAUUGAGUGGCAUGCGGACCGAACCCCAUCGGCCCUAUACGGCUCCUCACAUGAACCUGCACGGCAUGAAACACAAGAGGUUGUUGGAGGUGGAUUGAGGGGCGGGUAUGGUCAUAGUGACCGGUGCAUACGUGCCCUAUUACCCACCGGAACGUCCUUGGAUGCACCAUCAGUAUGGUGGACAUCAGAAUUUGGUUGUGACCGUACGGCCGAUCAUGUUACAGUCUGGCGGAAAAGUAUCUAGCUGCAGGCCUGUUGCGGCGUCUGGAUUGGGUUAUGCAACUGGAUAUGGAAUUGGUGGAAACACUCGAUCGAUGGCGUCCCAAGCGGGAUAUGCCAUUGGUGGGAAGACAAAUUGAGGGAAGGAUUAGGAUGUCGCCAAUUGUAUCGAGGAGGCUGGCAUGAGAGGCCGUAGGUUAUGGAGAAUUGAUGGCGGGAUUAUCGUGUGGAAAAUCCCAGUAAAUAGGCAUUUUUUGUGUGUUUGUAUAUCAUUUGGCGCAAUACCUGAGAGUUUUAUUGGCACGUUGCGUUACUCUCCGCCUCGUGAGCUGUGUGGACUCUCACAAUGAGUUUUAUUCUCCCUAACACUACAGCUGUGUUUCGCUGUUAAAUACACAAAAGUAUUUUGGAUCCUGCUAUAAACAAACGAGU